Magallana angulata is the source of this 958-nucleotide messenger RNA. RefSeq lists its product as uncharacterized. The record is from RefSeq and is a predicted model, not a curated record. Lineage: Eukaryota; Metazoa; Mollusca; Bivalvia; Ostreida; Ostreidae. The transcript has 5 exons. Bases 122 to 913 code for a protein of 263 amino acids.
GAUAAUAGUAAUUUUAUUUUAACAGUUUACAAAUCUAUCAUUAAAUGUUCUUAUCUUUUAUUCUGUGAUGAGGAUAUUUGAACCAGGACUUUAAAUCAGAGAUAUCAAAAAAGAGUUUAUCAUGACUGAGGCUCUUAUUUUUGUGAUUUUUGUGAUGGGCGUACGAGCGGAAACAAGCAAUGGAAGUUGUAAAGACAUGCUGCAGGGUUAUCUGACAGGACAAUUGUCGUCUGCUCUAGGAGCAUACCAAGUAGAGGCGCUGAGGCGGGAAUUCAAGAGUUUCACCAACCAAAUUGAAAAAUCAAUAAAAACAAUUCAAGAAAAAACAGAGUUUGGUGCACAGAAAAUACAAGAAACUAAAAACAGCAGCGUUGUGUACACAAGAUGGGGAAAGAAGACGUGUCCUUCAAAUGCCGAGUUAGUUCUAUCAGGUUACACUGGCGGUUCUUGGUAUAACAACAAGGGAGCAGCAGUUGAUCCUCUGUGUUUACCAAGAGAUCCAGAGUGGGGGAUCUACACUGAUGGGGAUGACGAUAACAGAGCUUUUGUUUAUGGUGCGGAAUACGAAACACACUACUCACCCGGGUACAUACGCACAUUCUCUGACCAUGAUGUACCCUGUGCUGUUUGUCUUCUUAGAAAUAAAUCAGUCGUCAAAAUGUUUCCAGCAAGGAAAUCGUGUUACAAAGGGUGGAAGUUGGAGUAUAAUGGCUAUCUAAUGGCAGGGCAUCAUGGCCAACUAGCUAGUACAAUGUACACCUGUAUUGACGAGCAUUCAGACACCUUACAUGGAGGCCAUGCCAAUAAAAAUGGCUACCUGUUUUACUCCGUUGAGGCACGAUGUGGAUCAUUGAAAUGCCCACCCUAUGUGGAAGGAAGAGAACUCGUGUGUGCUGUUUGUUCCAUGGAAUAAAUAUCAGAAAAGUAGUGACUUUUUUUUUACAUUCCAGCAUUUUAG